Molecule: messenger RNA, 1195 nt
Organism: Lotus japonicus
Lineage: Eukaryota; Viridiplantae; Streptophyta; Magnoliopsida; Fabales; Fabaceae
Product: peroxidase 72-like
Exons: 4
Coding region: 96-1088 (330 amino acids)
Biological process (GO): response to oxidative stress; hydrogen peroxide catabolic process
Molecular function (GO): peroxidase activity; heme binding
Source: RefSeq, a predicted model, not a curated record
ACAUCACUCAUGCAAUCACCUUUGAGAACUUCUCUUCAACUUCAACAAUUCUUCUACACUUCUUGUCCCUUCAAGUGAUACUGAAAGAAACAACAAUGGCCAAUUCUAUGAGCCUUCUCAUGCUCCUUUCCUUACUAGCCUUUGCUCCCUUGUGCCUCUGUCACAAGAAAAUGGGGGGUUACCUCUACCCUCAAUUCUAUGACUAUUCAUGCCCACAAGCUAAGGAGAUUGUCAAGUCCAUAGUUGCCAAUGCUGUUGCAAGGGAAACACGCACUGCUGCUUCGAUUCUCAGACUUCAUUUCCAUGAUUGUUUCGUCAAGGGUUGUGAUGCUUCAUUGCUGUUAGAUGGCAGUGGAUCCUUUACCAGUGAGAAAGUGUCGAAUCCGAACCGCAAUUCAGCUAGAGGAUUUGAAGUCAUUGAUGAAAUCAAACAAGCACUAGAAAAAGAGUGUCCUCAAGUAGUGUCUUGUGCUGACAUUUUGGCUCUAGCUGCCAGAGAUUCUACUGUCCUUACUGGUGGACCAAGCUGGGAAGUACCUUUAGGCAGAAGGGACUCAAGAAGUGCAAGCUUAAGUGGCUCCAACAAUAACAUUCCUGCACCAAACAACACAUUCCAAACCAUCCUAACUAAAUUCAAGCUUCAGGGGCUUAACAUUGUUGAUCUAGUUGCUCUGUCUGGGAGCCACACCAUAGGAAACUCCAGGUGCGCCAGCUUCAGGCAAAGACUCUACAACCAAACUGGUAAUGGCAAAGCAGACUUCACUCUUGACCCAAACUAUGCUGCUGAAUUGCGCACUCAGUGUCCUAAAUCAGGAGGUGACCAGAAUCUGGUUUUCCUUGACCCUGUCACACCAACAAAAUUUGACAACACCUACUUCAAGAACCUUUUAGCUUACAAGGGUCUGUUGAGCUCUGAUGAAAUUCUCUUAACCGCGAAUCAAGAAUCAGCACAACUGGUGAAGCUCUAUGCUGAGAGAAACGACCUCUUCUUUGAACAAUUCGCCAAGUCCAUGAUCAUGAUGGGGAACAUUUCUCCAUUGACUGGUUCAAAGGGAGAGAUCAGAAAGAAUUGCAGGGUCAUUAAUUAAGUAAUCAACACUUGAUAAAGCAAUAUCAUACAUCAUGAAAUUGUACCCAUUUUGUUUAUGUUUCUUUGGUUUAUUCCAUAAAUAAAAACGAUGUUCCUUUUCUUUUC